GGUCGCCGCCAUAAUGGGAGAGAGUAUGUGCGGUACUUGUAUACUUAACGUUAUUUUCUAACAAUCGAUGUGGCAGCCAUAUUUGUUUGUCCUACGUAUUUCUUGCUUCGCGCUUUCAAAGGGAAAGCAUUCAAGGGUCAAUUUGCAAUUCCCACCCGGCACACACGGAAGUGAUCAGGCUUACUACUUUCCCUCUAGGAAUACAAAUGGUGUUCCCCCCUUCAGCAAUACCUGAUUUCGAUAGAGCGUUCGCCGAGUCUUUCCUUGCCUUCGUCAUGUCUCUGGAUCCCAAUGAGACCCAGUUUUCAUUCCAGAAAGGACAUCAGGUAGAAAUGCGCUUCAACAGAACGGAGACCGGUGAUCCCGUGGUAUCGCCCUUUAACACGCCGGAAGAUUUGCUUGAUCGAUGCUCGUUUUGGCAAAGUGUAGGGUCCGAAACAGGGCAGUGAAUGUCAUCGGUAAAGGUCGUUAUUUAGUUAGUCGUACCUAUGGUGCGAUGCCAUAAGCGAUCUGUUCUAAUUAAACAUCACCAAUAUCCCUCCUGGACCGUACUCUGAACGCAGGGGAGCACACCUGGAAUGCAUAGGGUAUCAUGUCGGCAGGACUUUCGAGGUCUAGUAUAGAUGAGUGCCAUUUUGCAGACGAUGCAUAUCAGUUUUGCGCUGUAUGGGUAGAGAAUCUUGUCGUCUCGUGCACGCAGCGAGAGUGGUUGACUGUGGACUGCGGCUUUCUCCCAAGUAGUGAUCACAAAAGUGAUCCCGCUCGGCACAUUGUCAUACAAGGUAAGUAGCAGGAAGGCGACAUCAACAGUUCGUUGCUACCCGAUGGAAAAGGUGAGCGAACGUGGGUCUUGUGAUGCAGAACCGUCUACGCGGGCCGGCCCGAGGCAAUAUUAAUAGCUCUCCGACUAAAUUGUUCCGGC
This is a messenger RNA of Desarmillaria tabescens, 922 nucleotides long. RefSeq lists its product as uncharacterized. The transcript is spliced from 5 exons. The record is from RefSeq and is a predicted model, not a curated record. Lineage: Eukaryota; Fungi; Basidiomycota; Agaricomycetes; Agaricales; Physalacriaceae. Bases 276 to 449 code for a protein of 57 amino acids.